CUGAAAGGUCAGGCUGUAGAUAGGAGAGGUAAACUGGAAGAGUCAUUCAAGAUGCAUCGCUUUUUGGCUGACUGGAGAGACUUGAGUAUCUGGAUGAAUGAAAUGAAGACGUUAAUAUCGGCGGAUGAUUUGGCAAAGGAUAAAGCCGGUGCUGAAGCCCAAGUAGAGCUACAUAAGGAAUACACCGCUGAGAUAAAUUCUCGAGCUGACAGUUUGGAUACAUGCAUGCAAGAAGGUCAGGCAUUACUAAGUGUUGGCCAUCCCUGUAAUGGAGACAUAGCUGCUAAACUUUCCACCCUUGAAAGAGAGAGAGCCUCCCUGAUGCAGUUGUGUGAGGAAAGACGUGAACAGCUAGAACAGUGUAUGGGCCUUCAGUAUUUUUACCGCGACGCUGAACAGUCGGAAUCUUGGAUUGGUAAGCAAGAGGCCCUCUUAGAAACAAAAGAUGUGGGAGGCUCACUCAAUUCUGUGGAAGCACUCAUAAGGAAACAUGAAGACUUCGAAAAGUCACUUUUAGCACAAGAAGAAAAGAUGCGGCAACUUGAUGAAUUCGCUGCAAACUUAAUCGAAUCAAACCACUAUGCGGCUGCACAGGUUCAUGAGAUUCAGGAAGGUCUCCAAAAUAGACGAAAUGCAUUAAAGGAGAAAGCUCAGAACCGCCGUCAGCGUCUUGAAGAUUACCACCGCUACCAAAUGUUCGAUAGAGAUGCAGAUGAAAUGCAGUCAUGGAUAUCAAGAAAACUUGAAAACGCACUUGAUGAAAGUUACAAAGACUCCACGAAUUUGCAAACAAAUAUGCAGAAGCACCAGAAUUUUGAGGCGGAAAUACAAGCGAACCAAUCCCGCGUUGAAGAUAUUAAAAAGACAGGUCAGGAUUUGUUAAAUGCAGACCACUGCAACUCGCCAGAAAUAAAAGUAAAGAUUGAACAGUUGGAUGAAACUUGGUCUCAUCUCGUAAAUGUCAUGGGAGACAAGAAGAAAAAUUUAGAUCAAGCAAGUAGGUAACAACAGUUCGCUCGCAACGUAGAAGAUGUCGAGUUAUGGUUGAAUGAUGUUGAAGCUCAUAUAGCCUCAGAGGAUGUCGGUCGUGAUCUAAACGGUGUGAUGAAGGCACAAAAGCGGC
This is a messenger RNA of Trichobilharzia szidati, 1123 nucleotides long. NCBI's taxonomy places the organism in Eukaryota, Metazoa, Platyhelminthes, Trematoda, Strigeidida, Schistosomatidae. The record is from the annotation of a GenBank genome assembly.